Molecule: messenger RNA, 1155 nt
Organism: Naegleria fowleri
Lineage: Eukaryota; Heterolobosea; Eutetramitea; Acrasida; Naegleriidae
Exons: 1
Coding region: 1-1155 (384 amino acids)
Source: RefSeq, a predicted model, not a curated record
AUGAAGAACGACGACGUUCAUUCACGGACCAACGAAACACCGUUGUGCCUGUUCUCAUGUCCAUCUUCCAUACCAUCUCCUCUUUUACAGAUGAACACAUUCUCACCCAAUGUAUCUCCUUUCUUGGAUCAUCCAUUCACAUGCUGUUUGGAUGAAGCGAGAGAGAGUGAUUACAUGCUGGAGCUCGUCGAUUGUUUGGCACAUGCACCAUUUCUUCCUCCUCAUGAUUGGCAAUACAGUAAGGAGCUUGAAAGAGGAGGAGGAGUUCUCUCCCAAGAGGACCAUUCUUCUUCUUCUUCUUGCUCAUCACAACAGGUUGUUGUGGCACCAAAUGAUUACGACGCAAAGAAAGCAUCCAUCCUCACUGAGCAGGAGAAGGAGGAGGUCUCUCCUCGAGCUCUAUCUGUGCAUUCCUCGUCACCACAUGCUGCUUUGAGAGUAUUUACACCCACGUGGCUACAACAUGCAUCACUUUUGGAGCACAUUAGACAACAUCCUUUGCAACAUGUGAGGGAUUUGGAACAUAGUCAUCUGUCGAGACUUCUUACCUAUAUUCACAACAAGGAAAAAGCAUUCACAUGUUUGAAAUUUGAUAUAUUUUCAGCACCUAAUGCUCAACAUCGAGAGAAAAUUAACAAAGCGAUGAGUGCUGUUUAUUUGGUUUCGGGAAAGCUGUUCUUCCCAAAAAAGGAAUACAUUCGAUUCAGUUUAAAAGCCAUCAUGGACGCUCUUUCUCAGAAAGAGUUAACGAGAAGAAAUUCGAUUUGGAUUUUGGUGAAAAAUCAAUUUUAUUUUACCACAUGUGAAGCUAAGAGAGCGAAUUUUCCAAAUUGUGACAAUAUGCUCGAAUUGAAUCCAGACGACACUGUUUCUUUGAGGAAGGAAGAUUCUUUAAAUGGAUUUUCAAGCAAGGUCGUCUCUCCUACAAGUGCAGUGUUCAAAUUUAAACAUUCCUCCUUUCAAAGAUAUCACCCUAGUUUACUUCUUCCCAGUCAUCCGAUUGAAAAAACGGUUUUAAUUUGUAAGAGAUUGGCUAAACCUACCUCUCAUCCAACAAAGAAACGAAAAGAACAUGAUAUCUGGUUUGUGUUAGAUAAGACAUCAUCACUUGACAUGCAUGCUGCUGAUUUUGAUGAGAUACCGAAAGAUAUUUAA